GAAGCACUAACCACUUUCCAUUCAUGAUAUUUAUUUGGCUUUUCUUUGUUUUGUGAUCAUAUUGGAUUGUAAAGCAAGUAUCAUCAUAAGCCACUGGAUUUUGACAGUAGACUUGAGUUAAUAAUCUGGUAUACGCCACAAACCUGACCGAUAGCUGAUGCCUUGAUGUGAUGAUAAGUUUUGCUUAUUCCAACUACUUAGCUCGUUACUGUCUACUGUAAUGCUACUGUUUCAAGAAAUUUGGCAGAAUGGCAGUUUGUAAGCGUUGGUACUAUAGUUGGCCUUUGAAAAUAAAGCUGUGCUCUUGUUUUUACGAGGAUGUGUUAAAAGUACGGCUUCUCUCAAGUAAUCGAAAUUUCGGGUAAUGUUGCCUUUCCAUUCUGAAAAGCUCGGAAUAUGUUGAUGCUCUUAAACGACUACAAAUGUUGCAUAUUGAAGGGAAGGAGUUGAAUCAUGAUGAUGAAUUGCUUAUAGAUUCGUUUGGUUUAAAUUAUGAUUGUUCUGGUUUUCACAGUGUUUUUGACUAUGCUGUAGCUGCAGUCAGUGGUAGUUUAGCUGCAGCUGACACUUUAGUCUCUCGCCAUUGUCAGGUAGUGAUCAACUGGGGUGGUGGAUGGCAUCACGCUAAAAGAAGUGAGGCCUCUGGUUUUUGCUAUAUCAAUGAUAUUGUUUUGGCCAUUCAUCGAUUGAUAUCAUCAAAUCCAUCAAAAAUUUCAACUAACUCCAAUUGUCAAACACGUGUACUUUAUAUUGAUCUUGAUCUUCAUCAUGGUGAUGGAGUGGAAGAAGCUUUUUGGUAUAGUCCUCGUGUAGUCACAUUUUCUGUACACCAUGCAUCUCCUGGUUUCUUUCCUGGCACAGGAAAUUGGAAUGCAUCAAAUGAUGAUAACAAACAGCCAGUUUUCUCAAAUGGUGCUGGUCGUGGUCGAUUUUCAGCAUUUAAUCUACCAUUAGAUGAAGGGAUCAAUGAUUUCGAUUGGUCUCAAGCAGUAGGACCUGUUCUUGACUCACUUAACAUGAUUAUUCAACCAAGUUAUAUUGUAGUCCAGUGUGGUGCUGACUGUUUAGCUACUGAUCCACAUCGAGUAUUUCAUUGACCAACUUUUAUCCAAAUCCAGAUACAGAUUUAGAUUAUGCAUCUGAAAACAGUUUAAGUGGAUACUUGUAUGCUAUAAAGAAAAUUUUAUCAUGGAAUAUUCCAACAUUAAUAUUUGGUGGUGGUGGAUAUAAUUUUCCUGAUACCGCCAGAUUAUGGACAAGGAUAACAGCAAUAGUAAUUGAAGAAGUUACAGGGAAGAAGAUUUCACUCUCUUCUGAAAUCCCAGAACAUUCCUACUUCUGUCGUUAUGGUCCAGAUUUUGAGUUGGAUAUUAACUAUUUUCCGCAUAAAAGUAAGAAUAAGUCGAUUGACAAGAUAAAACAACAUCAUCAUCGUCUACUUGAACAGUUGUGUGAUUAUGCUGAUUUAAACAAGAUUACAUAUGAUUGUGAUAAGCUGUACAAGUUAUACAACUCAACUGAUAUGUAACACAGUGAAGAUUUAUUUAUAUAUAAUUUCAUCUAUGCAUUCAUUAUUAUUAUUAUUAUUAUUAUUAUUAUUAUUAUUAUUA
This is a messenger RNA of Heterobilharzia americana, 1610 nucleotides long. NCBI's taxonomy places the organism in Eukaryota, Metazoa, Platyhelminthes, Trematoda, Strigeidida, Schistosomatidae. The record is from the annotation of a GenBank genome assembly.